AUGGGCAAUUCGUAUGCGGGUCAGCUGCGCACCACGCGUUUCGAGGAGGUCCUGCACAACUCCAUUGAGGCGUCUCUGCGCUCCAGCACCGUGGUACCCAGACCCGUGUUCUCACAGCUCUAUCUGGAGCCAGAGCAGAGGCCCGGCGUUCCGAAUGGCCAAAUGGAGAAUGAGGAAGAUGAUGAUGAGGAUGGCUCAGAGUCUAACAGUCCUCCCAUUCCAUACCAGAUAAAGCCUCCACCAGAAGGCUGCUGCACCACUGAUGGGUUCUGUCAGGCUGGGAAAGACCUGCGUCUGGCCUCCAUGUCUGCUGAAUGUGUAGAUGUACCGACGGGAUUCCUGCUGGUUGGGGCCAAGUCUCCCAGUAUCCCUGACCACAUACUGGUCUGUGCAGUGGACCAGCGCUUUCUCCCAGAUGAGCGUGGGCGUAAUGCACUUUUAGGCUUCUCGGGGAAUUGCGUUGGCUGCGGCGAGAAGGGCUUCCGCUACUUCACCGAAUUCUCCAAUCACAUCAACCUGAAGCUCACCACGCAGCCCAAGAAACAGAAGCACUUAAAAUACCACCUGCUGCGCAGUGCUCAAGGGGUGCUUGUUAAGGGCCCACCCAUUUGCUGGAAAGGAAUAAAUGGCCGUGCAAGACAGACCUCCUCUGUGGCUUGUACUGAGCAGCCAGCACCUGGUCCUGGGGCUAAUGACCCUCUGGCCAGCUCAGGACAUGCAGGCCCCAACUCAGCCAGCUACACAGAUCUGAAUGGCCAUCUCCAUGUGUCUGAAACUUCCCUUCCCAUGACCAAUGGCAGCCACAUUCCCAUAUCCCAGCAGCCUUUGCCCCAGGCAAGCCUGGCAGCUUAUGGCCCAGGAAGGCUCACAGUUAUUGGUUCCAUUGCAAACACGGGGCCGCCCAAAAAGAGACACAAGGGCUGGUCUCCAGAAUCCUCAGGACCCUCUGAAGCUGCUCAUAGACCUGCUCCAUCCAGCACAGUCGGUGCCACAAAGUCAGCAGACAACAGGACUUCAGGAUUUCUGUGUCAGGGUUCCUCACCACUCUUCCCUCCAGGAGAGUCUGUCACAGUGCCUGAUAACCUGCUCCAGACAUGUGGACUGCAGCCAGUCAUCUUUAAAGGUCACGGGGCUCUACCACGUCUGUGUGGGAACACAGGUGAGGUACUGGUGAAUGGACGGCUGCAGUCGUGCUACCAGGGCUCACAGACGCUCCCACGCAUCUAUGAACAGCAUGGCGCCUCAUCCAUCCAGCCACUCUCCACUGAGAUGCAGAUCCUUCUCACCAUCUACUACCUGGUGCAGCUCGCCCCUGACCAGGUGCCCUUGAUGGAAGACCUGGAACAGAUCCUCACGCGUUCCUGGCGUGAGUCACAUCUAACAGAAAUCCGGCAGUACCAGCAGAACCAUGCCCAGUUUCCCACCCCUAUCCUGGGGCUGGCCCAGCCUCUCACCUCAUCCCAGUUGCCCUGGCUGGCCAAGCUGGCCACCAGCUCUUGUGGAGAGUCCGUGCUGGUGUUGGACACGAUACCAUCUCUGGCUGAGGCGCUGGAUGACACCUUCCAGAGAUUGUUGGAAGGCAGGCUGAGUCAGACACAUUAUGUGGUCAUCAUCUGCAUGGGCAGGAGCCAAGAGACUGAGUCCUGCGUUGUAGUAACAGGGAAGCACCAGACACGAGCACUUGCAGAAAGCAUGAUCUCUCCCAGCGACUGCAUGAGGGAGAUCAGGCAGGAACUCUCCUCUGGGAUGACUGCAGAGCUAGAGGCCUCCUUUAGCUCACUAGGGCCAGAUGAAGAUUUGGAGGCUGUGUUGGAGAAAGCCAGUCUGGAGAGUGCUAGCCCCUCUGCUCAGGGUUACAGACAGGAGCACACUGGAGAACCCACUUGUUCAGAGUACCGGGUCACGUGGCAUGAGAUCCGGCCCAUUCAACUGGCAGUGGCUCGGAAACUGCUGUCCCACGUGUGUGCCAUUGCCGAUUCCAGCACACACAACCUGGACCUUGGUUCGUUCGACAAGGUGGAGUUCCUGAUCUGUGUGCCUCCCUCCGAGGUCACCUUUCAGCAAGUUGCCCAGCACCUCUGCAGCUCAGGGGUCCUGCAGGAGCUGGGUCUGGACCAGGAUGGCCCAUCUACAAAGGGUGCUGAACAGUAUGUUGUAAAGCUAGACCAGAGUGCAGUGGCAAAGAUCAAUGGCCUCAUUCAUAAAUCCAAGUUGAACCCCUACACCCUCUUCAUACUGGUGCAUGACCAUGCACACUGGGAUAUUAGCAGUGAACAGUACGGCAGACUCGCGGGCGAUCCCAGCUCAGGAAUGGUAGACAGCCUGCUAAACUCCAGGCAGAUUCAAGAGGCGGCCAACAUCUUGACUCUCCACGUGACAUCAUUCCCCUUCGCCCUGCAGACUCAGAACACACGCAUCAGCCCUUAUAAUGAGAUCCACUGGCCAUUCAACAAUGAUGUGGAUCUGUAUCAGGAGAAAACAAAGUACUUUGGUGUGACUGAGCUUUUGGAGUCCACUCGCUCGGGGAACAGUCUGCCUCUGCUGCGUUUUGACAGCUCGUUCGAGAGCAUGGUGGCUGCACUAGAGGAGAGGUUCCCCAAGCUGCACAGUGUGGUGAUCCGCACCCAGGUGCUGCUGCGGCACUACUGCAUGGCACUGCUGGCCACGGCCGGCGGCCAGACCCAGCUACAGAAGCACACCUCCGUGGAGACACUGGAGAUGGUUCAGUGCCUGCUGGGCGUGGCCGGCUCCUGUGGCAGCCGACACGGCCACAUGCUCCUGCUCCGCAUCCCUUUCCCGGUGCUAGCGGCGCGGGCACACCAGCGGCUCUGCCGGGUCCGUGACCUCCUCGGCCUGCACGACCGCUUUGAGGUCGUGCUGGGAGACCCCAUGUCAGGGAUCGUUGUGGGAAAGCACUUCCUGAAUCAGCUGAAGAUAUGGCUGAAGAUCCAAGACCCGGACUGGACUCCUCGCACGUAUCUGGAGCUGGAGGCAUUACCCUGCAUUCUUAUCUUUACUGGCAUGGACCCAAUGGGAGAGUCCCUGCCAAGGUCUCUGAAAUACUGUGAUCAGCGUGUUCUGAGCUGCUGUGCUCAGCAGCGCACAGCCCUGGAGCAGGAGCUGGGCCUGGCCGCCUACCUGGUGUGGGCGGAGCCACGGAGCGAGCGCAAGCCGCCCACCUCCAGCGACCUGUCCGAAAGCGACCCCGACAAGCCGAGCAGCACUGACAACGAGGAGGAAGAGCAUGCGCUCAAUGUGAAUAGUGCACUCCCCGGACUGGAUCAGUCCCAGAAUCCACAGUCUGACUCCUCCCCUCACAAACCGCACAAACUGAGCCUACGCCAAGCCAGUGUGAGUGAUGAUACUCCUCAAGCCUAUAGGCGAUCCUCCAAGUCAACGUCCCCUGGCUCCUCAUCCACGCCAGACUCGCCCCUGCGCUACUCCUGCUCCUGGGCCCGUGACCUCAACCGGCCCCCCGUGGUUCUCCUCCCGAAAGCCCUCUAUGAUCUCAUCACCACAGUGGAUUCCAGUGGCCUGCCAAAGUCGACAUCUUUCCUCCCACACGCAUCUGUGGAGUGGGACAGCUCCUUCAGACCCCUCCUCAGCAAGAUGAUGACGUGCACUGAGCAGUCUCUAUACUACAGGCAGUGGACAAAACCCAAGCCCCACCACAUGGACAGCAGUAACCGGUCGGAGGGCCGCAGCGACAACUUCCAUCCACGCCGCCUGCUCCUCAGUGGGCCACCACAGGUUGGAAAGACUGGGGCGUAUCUGCAGUUCCUGGGCAUUCUCUCUCGCAUGCUCAUCAGACUCAUGGAGGUGGACAUCUAUGAUGAAGAGGACAUCAACUGCCAAAGUUCCGAGCCAGAGUCGGGUCAAUAUCACCAGCCCGUUGCGUCCUGGCCUAACGCUGACACCAUGAGGGGAAUGCCUUUUGACUUCACCAUCUAUGACCCUAAAUACGAGGACAUCAGUGCCAUCUACUCACCUGAUUUCACUCUGAAACCAGAGAGAAACCACCGAAGGCAGGAGGAUGUAUACCUUCGGCGACGUACUGCACGGAUCAAGCUCUCCAAAUAUGCAGCAUACAAUACUUACCAUCACUGUGAACAGUGCCAUCAGUACAUGGGCUUCAACCCUCGAUACCAGCUGUGUGAGUCCACCCUGCACGCUUUCACCUUCUCUCACCUGCUGCUUGGUGAGGAGAUCCAGCUCUAUUUCAUCAUUCCCAAAUCCAAAGAGCAUCACUUCUCCUUCAGCCAGCCAGGAGGCCAGCUCGAGAGCAUGAGACUGCCCCUCAGCUCUGAUUGGAAUCCCGACUGCAUCAAGAGCCCAAUAUUCACACCCACCACAGGACGCCACGAGCACGGUCUGUUUAACCUGUUUCAUGCCAUGGAUGGAGCCUCCCACCUGCACAUCCUGGUUAUCAAAGAAUACGAGAUGGCCGUCUACAAGAAAUACUGGCCUAAUCACAUCAUGCUGGUUUUGCCCACCAUCUUUAAUGGAGCUGGUAUAGGAGCAGCACAUUUUUUGAUUAAGGAGUUGUCCUACCAUAACCUGGAACUUGAGCGUAGUCGGAGGAUGGAGCAUGACAACCGGCUUCAGGACGUCUGGCCCUUCAUCAUCCUUGCAGACGAUUCCUGUGUCAUGUGGAAUGCUGUGGACAUCGACCCCAAAAGCGGUGCAGUGGAAUCCGAGCAGAAUGUUUCACUGAAGCAGGUGCUGCAGCAUAUGGAGUCCUCUCCAGAUAUCACCCAGUAUGGCAUGUGUGGCCUGAGGAAGUGGUCGAGCUGGGGAGGUAGGACGGGACGAUGCAGAGAGCCGUUUACACGGGGACACCUGCACGACUUUGUGCUCCUCAAUGUGGACCUGACACAGGAUGUGCGGUACAACCAAAACCGAUUUACCUGUGAUGACGUGGACUUCAACCUCCGCAUUCACAGUGCUGGUCUCCUCAUCUGCCGUUUCAACAACUUCAGCGUGAUGAAGAAGCAGAUAGCCAUCGGAGGAUACCGCACCUUCAUCAUAAAAACCAAGAUGACAGAUGUACCUACAACAGUACAGCCGUCCCAGUACAUCUGUGCCCCAGACAGCAAGCACCUAUUCCUGGCCACACCGGCCCAGCUUCUGCUGGAAAAGUAUCUGCAGCACACCAGCCAGCGACUGUUCCCCCUGAGUGCUGGCAACUGCAGCCAUCCUGUGCUCUCUGUCGACUGCUAUCUCAACUUGGGCCCUGAGGCGACGGUGUGCUUUGUCAGCUCAAGGCCACACUCCAUCAAUAUCAGCACUGCUGGUCUGCUCUUCAGUGGACUCCUGCUGUAUUUUUGUGACUCGUUUGUCACGCCUGGCUUCCUCAAGAAGUUCCAGUUCCUGAAAGGGGCAACCCUAUGUGUCAUCUGCCCUAAUCGGAGCGCCCUCCGUCAGACGGUGGUGCGGCUGGAGCUGGAGGACCGGUGGAGGUUCCGCCUGAGCGACGAGUUUCAGACAGCCAAUGCCAAAGAGGACCAACCACUCUUCUUUCUCACGGGGAAACACAUCUGACAGUCAGAAAGUCUCCAACAAAGAGCCGUGAACUAUACCGUCUGUAUAUAGCUGUCUGUGUAUAUAAUGGAUACGGCGUUCUGAAGUUUCCUUUGUUUUGUCCUUGUUGUUUUGUUUGCAUGAUGAUUCUGUUCUCUUUGAUGGUUUCCAAAGAGACCAAAUUAAAUGUUACUUUUAACACAUCCUUGGUUUUCAUAUCAGCAAUAUUACAAAAACUUCUAUUUAUUUUCACAACCAUAUUUUAAUGACCAUAACUCCUGUCUUAGUUUUUUCCCAUUAUUGCAACAAUUUGUUCAUGGAGAAUUUUACAGCUAUCAAAUAUAGAUUUUGCAGAUGUUUUGUGGAGAAAGAAUAUUUUUCUAGAUGUUUCUUUUGCUUGUACUGUGAUAUCGUUACAUCAUCACAUACAUCAUGCCAUGUAAGUAUGCUGGCUAUUGUUAUUUUUUAAGAGAUUGCUUGUGUGGUUUGUACAGUUCAAGAAUGUCUGUCUUUUUUUUUUUUUUUUGCUUUACGCUGCAUCUUGUGCUGUUUCUCCUGCUAUGCCAACUCUAGAGGGCGCUACAGUAAUAUCAGUUUCUACCUCCUCAAUGUCUGUAAGUGACUGUAAUGUCAAGCCCAAAACCCAUCCAUAAAAAUGAACAGAUUUAUUAGA
Electrophorus electricus (electric eel) is the source of this 6193-nucleotide messenger RNA. NCBI's taxonomy places the organism in Eukaryota, Metazoa, Chordata, Actinopteri, Gymnotiformes, Gymnotidae. The record is from RefSeq and is a predicted model, not a curated record.